AUGACUGAAACUCCAUUAAAACAACGUUAUAUGGUUAUAACCUCUUUGUGGGAGGCUGGAACUCGUGAUGCUGACACUUUACAUGAUUGGACUUCUAUUCCACUUUCCACUAUAUACAAAUACAUAAAAAAUCUCAAAGAUGAUAUUCCUUUGAAUCCUCUACCACGAUCUGGCAGGCCAAAGAAACUUUCUCCUAAACAACAUCGUCAUCUAGGUCAACUCGUCUCAGUAAACAAAUUUUCUACAAGCACUGAACUUGCAAAUAUUUUAAAUGCCCAUAAUCCUGACCUAAAUGUCAGUAAUCGGACAGUGCUCAAUGAACUUCAUAACAUGCAAUAUCGCAGUACAGUUCCCAAAUCUAUCCCUCUUCUUACAACCAGGACAGUUAAUAAAUGA
Molecule: messenger RNA, 396 nt
Organism: Entrophospora sp. SA101
Lineage: Eukaryota; Fungi; Glomeromycota; Glomeromycetes; Entrophosporales; Entrophosporaceae
Source: the annotation of a GenBank genome assembly